GGAAUCUUCUCUUCCAAUCUUCUCCCGUCUUCAAUCCCUGGAUCUGUGUGUUUAUAUAUAUACACCCCUCCGACGAGGGCUCCUUCGCUUCGUACCAAAAACACGAUUCGAGUUUCUAUUUCUCCGAUUUCUGUUUUCCUGAUCUUUGAGGUUCUCGAAAGCUGGCUUCCAUGGCGUCAUUCAAAGCUUCGCUUUUGCUCAGUUCCAUCGACGGUGAGUGUUCCGGAGAUGGUACUUUCGGACAGAGACGUCGUGGGUCCGGUUCGGUUCAUGUUAUUAUGGGUCCCAUGUUCGCAGGGAAGUCCACAGCUCUGCUCCGCCGGAUCAAGUCGGAGAUCAGCGACGGCAGAAGCGUUGCGAUGAUAAAAUCGAGCAAGGAUACGAGGUACGCGAAGGAUUCGGUUGUGACACACGAUGGGAUCAAAUUCCCUUGCUGGGCCUUGCCAGAUCUUAUGUCUUUUACUGAGAAGUUUGGAGAUGAUGCUUAUUCUCAGCUUGAUGUGAUUGGCAUCGAUGAGGCUCAAUUCUUUGGAGAUCUUUACGAUUUCUGCUGCAAGGUUGCGGAUGAAGAUGGGAAAACAGUGAUAGUGGCAGGCCUAGAUGGCGACUAUUUGAGAAGGAGCUUUGGUCCUGUUCUCGACAUUAUACCGAUAGCUGAUACCGUGACAAAGUUAACUGCCCGUUGUGAGCUUUGUGGCCAGAAGGCUUUCUUCACACUAAGAAAGACCUGCGACACUCAGACGGAGCUGAUAGGGGGAGCUGAUGUCUAUAUGCCUGUCUGUCGCCAACAUUACAUCAAUGGGCAAGUUGUCAUCAAAGCAACAAAGGAAGUUUUGGACAAUGACAAAGCCGAAACUGAAUCCUGCGUUGAGAUGGUUGUGUAGAAAUGAACUCUAAACGUUGUUGCAGUCGUGAUCUGCUCUUAUAGUUACUUAUGGUCUGUCUUCGUCUUCUUCUGAUCGCCGACGUUUACUUUUUUUACUGUCUUGUGUAUGUACAGUAAAAUAUGAUGAAUGCAAAUGAAAUUUACUUCUCU
Tarenaya hassleriana is the source of this 1036-nucleotide messenger RNA. Its product is annotated as thymidine kinase a-like. NCBI's taxonomy places the organism in Eukaryota, Viridiplantae, Streptophyta, Magnoliopsida, Brassicales, Cleomaceae. Gene Ontology annotation, molecular function: thymidine kinase activity; ATP binding. Gene Ontology annotation, biological process: thymidine metabolic process. The record is from RefSeq and is a predicted model, not a curated record. The coding region runs from base 171 to 884 and encodes 237 amino acids. The transcript has 4 exons.